Molecule: messenger RNA, 922 nt
Organism: Megalops cyprinoides (Indo-Pacific tarpon)
Lineage: Eukaryota; Metazoa; Chordata; Actinopteri; Elopiformes; Megalopidae
Product: glycine N-acyltransferase-like protein
Cellular component (GO): mitochondrion
Molecular function (GO): glycine N-acyltransferase activity
Source: RefSeq, a predicted model, not a curated record
GUGGUUGUACACACGAUGUCAUAUUGGUUUUGCGAUCACAGGGAGCAGUGCUCAAGGAAAUAAAAUAGGGAUGAAGGUGCUCACUCGAGACCAGUUGAAAACUGCCGAGAACGUGCUAACGGCUUACUUCCCUAAAUCACAACUGGUUUAUGGUCACAUUUUCAACAUCAACCGAGUAGAGUCUGUCUCCACAGACGUUUUAGCCGAUGACUGGCCAAACUUCACAACAAUUCUGUGCGUGCCAAGGUUUGAGAAGGCUGGGGACAUCUUCAAAGAUGUGUGCGUGUUUACAAAAGAUGAGGUUUCUUUGAGAAAAAUCCUACUUGAGACUGACAUUGUAAAUUGGAAACAGUUUAUUUCCCUAGCCGUUGACUUGUGUCAUGAGGAGAUGGUGUGGGGUGUGGCGAGGGAAAGAGGAAUCUCAGGGAACAAAGUGGCCGUGUGCUACCUGAUGAAACUCCAGGACAUCAGCUGUCUCCCCAGAUUGGACAGUAAUUCAUCAUUAAAGAUAUCUUCCCUUGAUGAGUCCCAUGUUGACCUGGUGAACAGGACCUGGAAGUUUGGAAGAGGGGAGCACUCUGUACACAUGAUCCGGGACAUGAUCCGGCAAUUCCCCUCCUGCUGUCUGUUGGACGGGGAGGGACAGGCUGUGGCGUGGAUUUUAACUUACGCGUCCUGCGCCCUGGUGCUCUACACAGUCCCAGAACACAGGGGCAAGGGCUACGCCAAAAUCUUGAUAUACACCAUGGCAACAAGGUUCCAUGCACAGGGAUAUCCUGUCUACUGCGUCAUCGAGGAGGAGAACCAAGUGUCCUACAGGCUCUUUAAAAGCCUGGGCUUCACUGAAGAACCCGGAUACAGAGCUACCUGGUUUAAGUUCAAUCAGUUGUGAGAUGGAGAAAAACGGUCUGAGAUUGUAAAA